AGGGUCCGCAUUGCCUUGUACUUUGUGGGUAUACCAGAAGGGAGGUCACCUUCAAAAGGAAAACUAUCUUGCGUGCGAGAGAGAAUUUCUGAAUGGCUUUUACUUUUCCCCCGCCAGCACAUGUUGUUCCCCUGAGGUUAUCAAGAGCAGGUCCUCCCUGUCCUCGCCGAUCAUCUUCUUCUUUUUCUGCCUUUCCAACACCACCAAUACCGUCUCGUAUGGAGCAACAGAUGAUGUCGACAAAAGCGUCGAAACUUAUGGAGUUCCCGCACCUAUUAGCCCCACACAGAGACACCAUGCUCGGCCUCAUCUCGGCCAUAGAGAAUCGCCUCGGCAACCAUCUUCUUCCUUCUUCGGUCCCCUCCGAUGUCGAAUACUACCAGAAUGAAAGUGGUACUUCUCAGGGCACUCUUUCAAUUAGAUGCGGCGUCGACACCUCUCCUAUUGAUUUCAUAUUGGCAAGUUGGCUACACUUGGAGCAAGGUGGUGGUGCCAUGGAGAUAACCAACAUCGCUGGCUACCUCAAAUCAUCAACAGACAUUCCCCACUUCCAAUUCGAACUUGUGCAAUGCAGCCCCACCUUUCUCAUCCUCUUCCUCGACUUAAUCCCUCGCAAGGACACCGUCCUUCAUCCCGACUACCUCAAAACCUUCUACGAAGACACCCAACUCGAAGCAUGUAGGCAACGACUGGCUCGACUCCCCGAAGUGCAACCCUACUUCUCGUCGUCCCUCUACUUCCGCCGUGUCGUAUCGUCUACUGGAAUCUUGGUUGGGAUAAAAUGCGAGGAUGGUGGAACCGGAACAGGAACAGAACGUGUGGAAGAAAUCAUAGGGGAACAUAUCGGUCCCAUAGCGAACGAGGUUAUGCGAAUUUGGUUGGAUAUGUGUGUUGAUGGUGGGGUUAGAGAGGUUUCGGAGAUAGAACAGAGAGCAGAAUUGGAAAAGAGGGACAAGCUGAUAAAGAGAAAGGCGAUAGAGAUGGACUUGAGCUCUAGCAUGCCGAAGCAGUUCGGGCAUGAAGUGGCAGACCGAGUCUUGCGAGUUAUAAAAAGUGCCUACAAUAUUACAUGAUCGAUCGAUGAUAUUUGUUUUGAGGGUCUCAGCUCAGCUGUGUAAUUGAUUUCUCAUCGCACCAAAUUUAUAAAUUAUAAAUAAGUAGAUGAGAUGCUUUAAUUUGGCUGUA
Messenger RNA from Carya illinoinensis, 1185 nucleotides. Its product is annotated as red chlorophyll catabolite reductase. Gene Ontology annotation, molecular function: red chlorophyll catabolite reductase activity. NCBI's taxonomy places the organism in Eukaryota, Viridiplantae, Streptophyta, Magnoliopsida, Fagales, Juglandaceae. Gene Ontology annotation, cellular component: chloroplast. The record is from RefSeq and is a predicted model, not a curated record. The transcript is spliced from 2 exons. Gene Ontology annotation, biological process: chlorophyll catabolic process. Bases 93 to 1073 code for a protein of 326 amino acids.